Jaculus jaculus (lesser Egyptian jerboa) is the source of this 1551-nucleotide messenger RNA. RefSeq names its product inositol 1,4,5-triphosphate receptor associated 2 (gene Irag2). Gene Ontology annotation, cellular component: endoplasmic reticulum membrane. The record is from RefSeq and is a predicted model, not a curated record. NCBI's taxonomy places the organism in Eukaryota, Metazoa, Chordata, Mammalia, Rodentia, Dipodidae. The coding region runs from base 34 to 1452 and encodes 472 amino acids. The transcript has 16 exons.
ACCUCAGGAUCUGAUCUUUCAGGUGGUGUCAAGAUGGAUGACGGCCCAAGUAUGGAAGAGAAUGGUACUGACCCCUUGCACUCAGAGAGCCCGCCACAGUUCAGGGAAUAUCUCUCACUGCCAGCAGCUGGACCCGUUUCAUCCUCCGAGAGCGCUGUAAGCUCAAGCGAUUCUGGGUCAGAAAGUUUGCACAUGGCUACUGGUGGCCUUGACCACAAAUCACUUUGUGAGAGGGAGGAGGAAAGGAGAUCCACUUCUACCAUGAAGGGCAUUGUUCCAGCUCCUGAGAAGGUUGCCUGCCCAGCCUUCUGCAGCAAGGACCCAGCUGGAUCCGGUCUGUCCUGUGGGAACCAAGACCAGGGAAUCCCUGCGGCUCACAAAGGCUGCGGCUCCGUGUUCACGGAGGAUGGACACAUUUCUGCCAACGAGAAGGAGGUGGAGGCAGAAUUCCUCAGGCUGUCCUUGGGGCUCAAGUGUGACUGGUUUACCUUGGAGAAGAGGGUGAAGCUUGAAGAGAGAUCCCGCGACUUGGCCGAAGAGAAUCUGAAGAAGGAGAUCACUAACUGCAUCAAGCUGAUAGAGUUGUUAACCCGCCUGUGCGAGGACGACAGCCAGGCCCAGGAACUCCUGAAGAAGCUGGAGAACAGCGUCACGCUGCUGGGCCAGUGCGCAGCGCGGGUGGCCAGCAGAGCUGAGAUGCUGGGAGCCACCAAUCAGGAAAGCCGGGUGAGUAAGGCCGUUGAGGUGAUGGUUCAGCACGUGGAGAACUUGAAGAGGAUGUACGCCAAGGAGCACGCGGCGCUGGAAGAGUUGAAGCAGGCUCUCCUGCAGAACGAGCGCUCCUUCAGCCCCCUUGAGGAUGACGAUGACUGCCAAAUUAAAAAACGUUCGUCUUCUCUAAACUCCAAGCCAUCUUCGCUGCGAAGAGUGACCAUUGCUUCUUUACCCAGAAAUCUUGGAAAUGUGGGAAUGGCGUCUGGGAUGGAGGAUAAUGACAGGUUCGGGAGGAGAUCGAGCAGCUGGCGAAUUCUGGGGACAAAGCAGAGUGAGCACCGUCCAUCGUUACAUCGAUUCAUCAGCACCUACUCGUGGGCAGAUGCUGAAAAUGAGAAGUGUGACCAAAAAGCUAAAGACAACUCGGAACUCCUGGGAGAGGAAGUGGUGGAAAGGACGAGAAAGCCCAGCCUUUCUGAGAAGAGCCAUGACGACUCGAGGUGGGAUGCCUUUGCUGUGGCCGGCGCGCUGGCGGCCGGGGUGGCGCGGCACAAGGCGGCCUGGCUCUGGGCGGUUGGCAGCGUGCUCCUCGCCGGCCUGCUGAGUCUGCUCGCGGGCAGCUUCUUCCACGAGGCCGCCGAGGCCGCCCCCACGCAGGACGGCGACUCCCGGGCGGCGCUGGCGCACAUCCUGUGGCCUGUUGCCGGGCUCCAGCACAAUGGGCCCCCGCCGGUGUGACUGCGUGUGGCUGCACCAACACACUUACGGCUCGUGAGUUUUUAAACCUUUCUGGAGUGGCAAGUGGAGCCAGGCUUUUCAGAGAACCCCCACCCCUGG